AUGAUGACGCUGGACCCGAAUCAACUGGCCGCCAACGGCCGCAUCCCGUCCAUCGAUUCGCGCGAUGACGAGGGUCCGGUUUCUAUGAAAAAACAGGAUACGUACUACUUCAACACGGAAACGGCGCGCGGCGCACAACCCCGAAAAGUGACGCCCCAGGCCGGUCCGAAUCCUGAAAAUGACGCGAAUAUACGGGACAAUUUGCGGAAUAAGGAAUACGAGGCCACGUCGUCGUUCACCGCCAUCGAGUCGAAGGGAUGGGACAUUUUCCGGUUGCUCCCGCCGCCGCCCGACAAGCUUGGCCACGGUUUCUGGCACGACACGUCGCUGCAGGUGCUCAAAAUCGCGACAUUUGUCGUGUUGUUCGUGCUGACGCUGGUGACGGCCACCGUGUCCAAGACGACGUUCCUUCUGAUGACCUCGGCCAUUGGGUGGGCCGGGAAGAAUAUGACCAUCUGCAACGAUCGCCUCCCUGAAGCACCAGUGAACACGGUGGUGCUGUCGAACGGGCUGAUCGUGAAAUGGGUGUGGGCCGUCUAUUUUGCGGUGAUCGCCCCAGAGGCCGUGUGCUUCAUCCGCUCCUUUCACCGUACCCUCUUCCGCAACGUCAAACGGCCCACCAUCUUCCAAUUUGCUGCCGUGUUCGUCGUCGAGACGUUGCACGCACUCGGUGUGGGCACGCUAGUAUUUCUGGUGUUGCCCGAUUUGGAUGCCGUUACGGCCGCGAUGCUGACCAAUGCCGUCUGCUUCAUACCCGCCAUCAUGACACUCGUGUCCAGAUCUGCCUCCAAGUUGACGGUCAUCUUGCUGGUCAUCGACGUCGCCGCCAUCGCCGCGCAGAGCAGCGGUUUCUGGGCGUUUUCGAUGCUCCUCCCGUCGGUGCAAAAACAUGCGGUCACCAUCCCGGUGUGCUUGACGCUGAUCUCGAUCGGGUGGUGGCAGAACUUCGUCUCCACCAAGUCCAUCUUCCCGCCGAUUCGAGGACUCGCCAGAUUUGCCGCCCACCUUUCCGAGAAGCGCUCGAAGACGUACGCUUUCGUGUCGAUCUGGAAAAUGUUCAUCUACCUGCUCUGCGUGUUUUUCUUCAUCGGAUCAAGAAUUCCUCACAAGACGCUAUUCCACUCGGACCCAUUCGAGUCGAAGCUGAUCACAAUCACCGGCCACUCGAUCAAUGAGAGCCAGAUUCAGGCCUUCCAACAUCGAAUGGAGAAGAUACAAUCUGGCAUGGCCCAUGGGGGUAGUGAUUAUGAGGAUGAUGAUCGGGAUUCGAGGAUGAGCAAGAAGAAGACGACAAAGGCACCGAAGGCCAAAGAGGUGGCUGACGCUGGCCCGGAAGUGAUCGAGUCGGACGACUACAAGCGCUUUAAACGGGCCAUCGAGAAGGAGCCGGCGGAAGAGGAGGAGGAACAGCCGCCGCUCUUCCAAAUCUACGACAACUUUGUGGAGAUGAACAUGUUCACGACGCCGUACGACGCGUUCUGGAUGUGGUGUCUACAGGUGUUCUGCGUCGUCAUGUGCUACCAGUCGAGCAAGUUUGCCUGCAAGGUGAUGAUGCAGCGGCUGGGCUUUGCCCUGCCGAUGGCUCUCUCCGUGCCAUGUACGGUGUUCCUGUUGACGCACGCUUGCGAGCUGCGCCGCCACUCGGCCUGCCACAUGGUCAAGACGCUAGGGUCGAGGGAGCUCUUCUGGACGUGCCCCCGAAUCUACGGAAUUUCCGAUCUGUUCCAAUCGACGCAAUCGUGGAUCUGGCUGGCAUGGCUGGCCUCGCAGAUCUGGGUCACCAUCCAUUUGUGGAAUCCGAAGCACGAGCGCCUGGCCAAGAGCGAGAAGCUUUUCAUCCUACCGUACUACGUGGCCGCUUUCGUCGACCAGUCGUUGGCGUUCAACCGACGCCGAGACGAUAAGGCGAAGAUCAAGGCCGAGGACCUCGACUUUGACAACGAAGACUCAUCGCUGACGUACGAGACGAUACCCGGAAAUCAGGGCGGGGCGCCGAAGGCUCCGCCCAGCGUGUGCAGCCACGGCAGUAGUCGCAUCGCCGACGGACUCAUCAGGGACGCCGCCUCCACGGCCGACGCGAUUACAAAAAUCUACGCGUGCGCGACGAUGUGGCACGAAACGGCACAUGAGAUGACGUGCAUGCUGAAGAGUAUCUUCAGGAUGGAUGAGGAUCAGUGUGCGAGGAGGAAUGCACAAAAAUACUUCAAGGUCAUCGACUCCGACUACUACGAGUUCGAGGCCCACAUCUUCAUCGACGACGCCUUCGAGACGAACGAGUACGGCGAGCCCGUCAUCAACAAGUUCGUCCGCCAGUUCGUCGAAGCGGUCGAUCAGGCUGCCAGCUGUGUUCAUCAAACCCAAAUGCGCCUCAAGCCGCCGAAGAAGAUCAAGACGCCGUACGGGGGGAAACUGUCGUACAUUCUGCCCGGAAAGAACAAGAUGGUCGUCCAUAUGAAGGACAAGAACAAGAUUCGGCAUAGGAAGAGAUGGAGUCAGGUGAUGUACCUCUACUACCUCCUCGGCUACAGACUAAUGUGCAAAGUGGAGGAGCAGAACCGCAAGGAGGUUAUCUCGGAAAAUACGUUCAUUUUGACGCUUGACGGAGACGUCGACUUCGAGCCGUCCUGCGUACAUUUGCUCGUGGAUUUGAUGAAGAAGAACCGGAAACUGGGGGCUGCUUGCGGGCGAAUUCAUCCUAGGGGAUCUGGGUUGAUGGUUUGGUACCAAAAAUUCGAGUACGCCGUGGGGCAUUGGCUGCAAAAGGCGACGGAGCACAUGAUUGGCUGUGUGCUGUGUUCUCCGGGCUGCUUCUCGCUGUUCAGAUCCUACGCGCUCAUGGACGACAACGUCACCAGGAAGUACGCUUCGAAAUCGGACGCUCCGCUGGAUUACAUCCAGUACGAUCAGGGAGAGGAUCGAUGGCUGUGUACGUUGCUGUUGCAGCGCGGAUAUCGUGUCGAAUACUGUGCCGCUUCCGAUGCGCUGACGUUCGCCCCCGAGGGGUUCAACGAGUUUUUCAACCAGCGACGUCGCUGGAUCCCAUCGACCAUCGCCAAUAUCAUGGAUCUUCUGAAGGACUACAAAAACGUCGUCCGCGUCAACGAGAGCAUCUCGAUCUGGUACAUCAUCUACCAAGUCGUGAUGCUGAUCUCGUCGAUUCUCGGCCCGGGCACCAUCUUUCUCAUGAUUGUCGGAGCCAUCUCCAUCUCGUUCAACAUCUCCACAACGCUGUCGUUGAUCGCCGUCGCCAUCCCGGUCGUGCUGUUCAUCAUCGUCUGCCUUGUGUGCACACAGGAGAAACAGCUAAUCGUCGCCCAAGUCAUCGGCGCGCUCUUCGCCAUGCUGAUGACGGCCGUCAUCGUCGCCGAUGAACGGAACGAUCUGGCGAAGCGCGGCAAGGGCAACCACCACCUCGACAUUAUGGACGGCAGCGAGGCGGCGGCCGACGGCGCCUUCUCGUUCGGCUGCGGAUCGGCGUGCCGACUUCUGUGCUGCCUGAAGCCCGACCCGAUGGAGACGUCCCCACAGGUAUGGCGAAUCAACGAGAAGCUGAACGAGAUAUCGCGCAAGAUGGACAAGGCCUCGAUUCUGUCGACCGGAGGACUUGGAUCUCACGGUGACAAGUGCUCCGAGCUGGAUGAGGAUGAACAGGGAGAGCUCGACGACGACCUGGAGAUGUCGCAUCAGUCGCAGGUGGCGAUGAAGAACAAGAAGUGGAGGCAGCAGCAGUCGGAGAGUUGGCUCGGUGACAAGGCGUUGAGAAGGGCCGAACGCGAGUACCUGGAGCCGGACGAGGAGCAGUUCUGGCUCGACGUCAUCGACAAGUAUCUCCACCCAAUCAACAUGGAAAACAAGGAGCAAGACCGGGUUCGCGCCGGUCUCAAGGAGCUCAGGAACAAGGUGACGUCCGGGUUCCUGAUGCUGAACAUCGUCUUCAUCAUCGUGGUGUUGGUGUUGCAGCUGCAGAAGGAUUGUCUGCAUAUUGAGUGGCCGUUUGGGCCGAAGAAGAACCACACGUUCAUCCCCUGCCAUGGGGACACGUCCAAGGAGAUUACGGUCAUGUCACGGCUUCAACUUGAGCCGAUCGGCCUCGUCUUCCUCGUCUUUUUCAUGAGCAUCCUUGUCAUUCAGUUCUUCGCCAUGUUGUUUCAUCGUUUCGGCACCCUGGCCCACAUCAUCGCCUCCACGGAGUUGUUCUGCUUCAAGAAGCCGGUGGACAAGCUCUCCGAAGACGAUCUGGUACGAGAGAACGCCGUUGAGAUUGCGAAACUGCUGCAGAUGAUCAAGGGAGCUGACGAAAAGGAUGAUCAAGAACAGGAAAAGCCGUUCUCACGUCGCAACGUUGUCAGCAACCUGGAAGCGAACCGGCGGUCGAUGAUGAAGCGAAAGACGGAGACGCUAGACGCCGCUUUCAAGAAGAGAUGGGAGACGCUGUCGUCUCAGAAUCCAGACAACCAAUCCGACGCGGCCUUCGCGUCGCGGGAGAAGCGCUUGACGCUGCGGAAGGGCACGAUUCGAGCACUGGAGAAGAGAAGAGACUCCAUUUUCGGGGGCACCCUAGAUAAAAGGGACAACCCGUACACGUCAGACUCGGAGAACCCUGGCGCAAAUAGCACGGCACGCGGGCCGUCGAAGCGGCGGCUAGAUGGUCGGCUGGAUAGAAUAUUCGCCGACGGGCAGCCGGCCUCCUCCAACUCGACGAUCGUCACGAUGCGCCCGAACGCGCCAAAACCCGUCUGGCAGCCGCCCGGCGAUGACACAAGGAGAUUC
Molecule: messenger RNA, 4770 nt
Organism: Mesorhabditis spiculigera
Lineage: Eukaryota; Metazoa; Nematoda; Chromadorea; Rhabditida; Rhabditidae
Source: the annotation of a GenBank genome assembly